This is a messenger RNA of Clonostachys rhizophaga, 1353 nucleotides long. The record is from the annotation of a GenBank genome assembly. NCBI's taxonomy places the organism in Eukaryota, Fungi, Ascomycota, Sordariomycetes, Hypocreales, Bionectriaceae.
AUGAAGCCUUCCAGCAUUUCCGCCCUUCUCGCGGGAGCUAGCAUGUCUGUUGCUCUCCCUCAUAUGGAUAGUCCUCGUGAAAGACUCAGACGAGGCUUGCCUCUUGAGAAAGGAUUGGCAAAGAGAGACGAUACCAACCCAUACACGAAGAACUUCACUGACCCCUACGAUUCUGCAAUCGACUCCGUUGGCAAGAACUUGGACCCUCUUCCUUACCGCAAUGGUGAAGGAGCAUCAGUUCUUGGUCCUUGGAACAAGGAGCGUUCUCGCCAAAACCCUGAUUUGGUCCGUCCCCCCAGUACGGACCACGGGGACAUGCAGAAUAUGCGAUGGAGCUUCGCCGACUCUCAUAUCAGAAUAGAGGAGGGUGGAUGGACCCGACAAACUACAUCCCGUGAGAUGGCGGCUAGUUCGGAGAUUGCUGGUGUCAAUAUGAGGCUCGAUAAAGGUGUCAUCCGUGAGCUUCACUGGCACACGCAGGCUGAAUGGGCCUAUGUUCUCGACGGCGAAGUCCGCGUCACAGCCCUCGACUAUGAUGGAGGAAACUAUAUCCAGGACCUAAAGAAAGGUGACCUGUGGUACUUCCCAACGGGUGUUCCCCAUUCUCUCCAGGGUCUCGGCGAGAAUGGCACGGAGUUCUUGCUUAUCUUCGACAGCGGCGAAUUCUCCGAGGAAUCUACAUUUCUCCUGACUGAGUGGCUUGCUCAUACUCCCAAGUCUGUCAUCUCCAAGAACUUCCACCUUGCCCCUGAGGUUUUUGAUCACCUCCCGAAGGAGCAAAAGUACAUCUUCCAAGGAACGUACCCAGACACCAUCGAUAAGGAUCGCCCUUCUGGAAGUGAUGCCAAGAUCUCCGAUGUCGAGUUCACUCAUCGCUUCUUAGAGCAGGAGCCCCUGAACACUACCGGAGGAACUGUCCGCAUCGCCGACUCUACCAACUUCCCCAUCUCCAAAACGAUUGCCGCUGCUCAUGUCACCAUCGACGUUGGUGCCCUCCGCGAAAUGCACUGGCACCCUGUUGCUGACGAGUGGUCUUUCUUCAUCAGCGGCCGCGCUCGCGUUACCAUCUUCGCGUCAGAAGGCAACGCCAGGACGUUUGACUACGGCCCUGGCGACGUUGGCAUCGUUCCCAAGAACAAUGGGCAUUUUGUCGAGAACAUCGGUGAUGAGCCCAUUGAAAUGCUUGAGAUCUUCCGCGCUGAAAAAUUCCAGGACUUUUCACUCUUCCAGUGGCUGGGUGAAACACCGAAGAAGAUGGUUGUUGAUCACCUGUUUGCGGAUGACCCGGAGAACGGGGACAAGUUCUGGAACUCGGUCCAGAGCGCCCACAAGAAUCCAGUCACGAAGCCUUGA